This is a messenger RNA of Gigantopelta aegis, 934 nucleotides long. RefSeq lists its product as uncharacterized. Gene Ontology annotation, cellular component: extracellular region. The transcript is spliced from 4 exons. The record is from RefSeq and is a predicted model, not a curated record. Lineage: Eukaryota; Metazoa; Mollusca; Gastropoda; Neomphalida; Peltospiridae. The coding region runs from base 95 to 934 and encodes 279 amino acids. Gene Ontology annotation, molecular function: chitin binding.
GAAAUAUUCACUAUUUUAAAUAUUUCUAUUUCUAAAUAAUUUCGAUGUGUAAAUAAAACUUCAAAACCAGAACUUUGUUGGGGGGUUUUCAGUGAUGGUCAUGGACCGGAUAACAGCAGAACUAUACAGCUCGGCGCGGAUUGGCUGCUACUUCAGCGGUGAACCGGCCUGGGGAUUGGUGGGAUUCUUCCGCAGGGACCCGACAGGCACCGGGUACAAGGCAGUGUCUGGUUUCGCCGCCACCGGUACAAACAACGUCUUUCUGAACAACAUCAGCCCGGGCCGCAACCAAACGGGCGUCAACACCAACUACUUCUACGUGGACUUCGAAAAUAUAACUUGUCAGGACGUCGGGACCUACUUCUGUAUCUCAAACACUGGCGUCAGAUCUAUAGGAAGUAUAAACAUCACCUUACCUAAAUUCCCCAUCACCUUGGAGAUACCUAACGACAUACAAGAGAACAAAACGGUUACUCUGAAGUGCACCGGUGUCGUUAGCCCGCAGUCCGGGCGGAUUUUCUGGUCCGUCAAGCAACCAGGGGAGACAACUUUCGCUGAACGCUCGUUUUCCGGAGACGUCCAGGUUAUGGCCCACAAGGGCGCGUGCACGAACACCUUGCGGCGAGAACUCACUACGACCUUUGACCUGUCGUGGAACGGAACCGAGAUCAGGUGUGAGACAGAGAACCCUGCCGUCCAAUCAGAGGUCACGGAUAUUCUAGUGUUACCAGGCGACUUUUGUGACCCAUACCCAGCCAUGCACCGCCUCCAACACCCAUACGACUGUCAAUCAUAUAUCACGUGUAUCCCUGGCCUGAUCUUGACCUCCAGCUGUCCCGGCGACCUCUGCUAUGAUCAGCUGACCGACACGUGUGUGGCCAAAACUGGAGGCAAUAAUGCCAGUAAUGGUGCAUGUACAAAACGGCGGAUCUAA